AAAAAUCAAUGGAAUUUCUCAGUGGCACCUGAAGUAAUUCUUCUUGAUUUUGCAAGCGGGUAGGAGGAUAUGCUGCUGCUCUUCUUCACCGCUCCCCUUCGCUGAAGCGGCUAGUAAUCGGAUCUUCAUCGUGAAAUGGCGAAGAGCAUCUGGACAGGCCUUUCUCCGCCUCCGGCACUUCCGCUUCAAGUUUCCCGGCCGAUAGUUGCGCCGCCCUCAUCGUGUUCAUUCCGCCCUAGCUCCUUGAGAACGAGAAUCCACGCUUCUAUUCACAGUUACCCUCUUGCCAGCAAGAUUAUGGUUAGCAAUUUGCCAUAUACCACUGAUGAAAAUCAUUUGAUGAAGGAAUUUUCAACGUUCGGUCAGAUAGCUGAAGUUAAGAUUGUCAAGGAUAGAGGAUCAAAGACAUCAAGGGGAUACGCAUUUAUCCAAUACACAUCUCAAGAACAUGCCAUGCUCGCCCUAGAACACAUGGAUUCCAAGUACUUCGAUGGCAGGGUAAUCCAUGUAGAUCUAGCGAAGCUUCGGAAAAAGGAUUUCGGUGGUUAUGUAAAGACAUGUGGCCCCCCUUCGGAAACAAAAACAUCUCCUAUACAGGAGGAGAAUCAAUAAGCUUUGGACUGGUGCUGUAAACAUCUUUCUUCUGAUCCUUUUCAUUGGCAGUUAACCUGCAGCCUACUCCAGCGUCAGUGUUGGGCAUAUAAUAUAAUAUAUAAACAUAAAUGUACAGUCCAACUAUCAGUAGGCAUUUAGUUGCAAUGGAGCACAUGUUUCAAUUUGGUAUCAGAGCUAUCCCUGCUUCGCUUAGUCUUUUAGUUGAGAUGGAGCCUAUGUCAAUAACAGUUUUCAUCCAGGUUUUGAACUGAAUUUCUGGACUUUGUUUAUGGAGCUAUGUAAAUGCACAGUAUAGUGUAUACAGGCAAGCUGAAGUUAUAUUUACAGUGUUAUCAGUUUAAUGUUUAA
Ipomoea nil (Japanese morning glory) is the source of this 963-nucleotide messenger RNA. RefSeq names its product glycine-rich RNA-binding protein 4, mitochondrial. Bases 136 to 612 code for a protein of 158 amino acids. Gene Ontology annotation, molecular function: mRNA binding; U1 snRNA binding. Lineage: Eukaryota; Viridiplantae; Streptophyta; Magnoliopsida; Solanales; Convolvulaceae. The record is from RefSeq and is a predicted model, not a curated record. Gene Ontology annotation, cellular component: U1 snRNP; U2-type prespliceosome; precatalytic spliceosome. Gene Ontology annotation, biological process: mRNA splicing, via spliceosome. The transcript is spliced from 4 exons.